Molecule: messenger RNA, 2173 nt
Organism: Ornithorhynchus anatinus (platypus)
Lineage: Eukaryota; Metazoa; Chordata; Mammalia; Monotremata; Ornithorhynchidae
Gene: CA5A
Product: carbonic anhydrase 5A
Exons: 7
Coding region: 135-1058 (307 amino acids)
Cellular component (GO): cytoplasm; mitochondrion
Molecular function (GO): carbonate dehydratase activity; zinc ion binding
Source: RefSeq, a predicted model, not a curated record
UUAAAGUCUGCUGGGCACCAAGUCCCUUCGAGUUCAAAAACAGCUCGCAGGCUUUCUUUUAACAGGAGGUUGGAAAAUCACCCCAACUUCCAAUAAGGGACUGGCAAAGAAAUCCAAGCACCAGGAGGGUAAUAAUGAAUAAUCUGAGAGUCUUUAGUCUCCCAUUACUAGGCAAGGAGUUGAGAAAAACUACCCCAAAUCAGCAAGUGAUGGCAUGUCGUUCGGAUGCCUGUGCUCCCAGGAGCAGGAAUGAUGCAUUACAUCCACUCUGGAAAAGCCGGUUGCCGAUUCCAGGAGGCGCUCGACAAUCACCUAUCCAUAUCCAGAGGAAAGGCAGUGUCUACGACCCUCACCUGAAACCCUUGAAAAUUAACUACGAUCCGUCUCGCUGCCUCCACGUCCGGAACACUGGCUACUUGUUCCAGGUUGAGUUUGAUGAUUCCACUGAGGAGUCAGGAAUUAGUGGAGGACCCUUGGGUAACCAUUACAGACUAAAGCAGUUCCACUUCCACUGGGGAGCAGUAAAUGACUGGGGCUCAGAACACUCAGUGGACAAUCAAGUCUACCCAGCAGAGCUGCACUUAGUUCACUGGAAUUCUGUCCAAUACAGAAGUUAUGAAGAAGCUGUAAUGGGAGAAAAUGGUUUGGCUGUAAUAGGAGUAUUUUUGAAGCUGGGAGCACAUCACAGAGGACUCCAAAAGUUGGUAGAUGUGUUACCACAGAUUAAGCAUAAGGAUACUCAGGUUGCUCUUGACCAAUUUGAUCCAUCUUGCCUCUUACCUUCCUGUCCGGAUUAUUGGACCUAUUCGGGAUCUUUGACCACCCCGCCGCUUACAGAAUCGGUUACUUGGAUAAUUAAGAAAAAAGCCAUAGAGGUUGAUCAGAACCAGUUGGCAGAAUUUCGGAUGCUACUUUUUUCUGCAUUCGGAGAGGAGGAAAAGAAGAUGGUAAACAACUUUCGCCCACUUCAGCCCUUGAUGAAUCGGACCGUCCGUUCAUCUUUCCAAAAGCAGCGUAACUUGAAGCAAGAAGACAAAAUCCCAAAUCGUUCUUCAUAAACCAACUUUAGGGACUGUCCUUACAUGAACAAUGCAAUAUUUGAAUUCCUAAACCACUAUCAAAAGAAGUAAGGAGAUUCUGAGAAAAGAGCUUAGUUGCAUCAAACAAUUUGUCUUAUAAACUGAACAAAUUUGAUCUGGAAUUAUCAAAAAAAAAAUGAACUUGGCAGUUUCUGAAUAUUUAUUUUUCUUACCCAAAUGAAAUUUCAUUGUUCUUUCUUAAAAUUCACCAGAUUUUCUAGUUUUUAGAUAAAUUUUUUGCAUGGGAUUUAAAUUUUCAUUUUUCCUUUUUCAACCUACCUUGAAGUCCAGUUGUAAGCUCCUUUAUAACAUUAUUUUCUUCUUCCUCUACCUCUCACUAAAGUGACUCUUUCAAUGCCUAGGCAAUAGGCGGGCCUCAAACAAUAUUGACUAACUAAAUGACUUCUGCCCUGCUUUUUGCCUGAACAUUGCCUGUCAAUGGCACUCCUCUAACAGUUGCUCUGCUUCGUUCCUGUGUCACCUCACUCUUGCCAUUUCCUCUCAGUGGAUCUGUGAAACCCCGAGUGAAUAUAGAGCAGGGACUGCUCGGGAGGUGGAAGGAGGAAGACUCUUGGCAGAGGCCCCUGGCUCAUAUCAGUAUCAGCCAAGUGGCAACUCUCUUCUUAUUAUGCUCCAAGUCAUUUGCAAUACCAUAGUUCUAGACUUGAACCUUACACUACAGGGUAUACAUGUUCCACUCCAAAUCUGCAUAAUCAUAUUCUACACUUCAUUACAACCAAGUAAAGUCAACAUGGAGAAGAAAAGUACAAUAUAAGAAGUAAAUAUUCAUCAAUUUUCUGGGGAAAGAAGGUUCAUUUGGAGAUGAGGAAUAUGUAUUUUUUAAGCAUUUAGCCUCCAAUUGUUGUCCCCAGGCAAAAAAAGAGAAAGCACAUUAUGUACGGAGUUUAUUUUGACAGAAAUCUACAUUCUAUUUUCACUAACUGAAAAUUUCCUACUUGGAGAUAUCAGCAGGCAACAGCCUCACCCUUUGCUAUAUAAUAUCCUGGCAGAUGCUAAAGACAAAUGUAAUCCUAAACUUCCUUGGGCUUAUUCUUUAUAGAUUAAAACAGGUGAUUGUUAUCACUAUGUGCAAA